This is a messenger RNA of Lycium barbarum (goji berry), 2596 nucleotides long. RefSeq lists its product as uncharacterized. The transcript has 5 exons. Gene Ontology annotation, molecular function: damaged DNA binding; 5'-3' DNA exonuclease activity. Gene Ontology annotation, biological process: double-strand break repair via nonhomologous end joining; interstrand cross-link repair; protection from non-homologous end joining at telomere. The coding region runs from base 301 to 1596 and encodes 431 amino acids. Lineage: Eukaryota; Viridiplantae; Streptophyta; Magnoliopsida; Solanales; Solanaceae. The record is from RefSeq and is a predicted model, not a curated record.
UUAUUUUGAAUCAAAAGUACAAAGAUAGUGGGACUAUUUUGGGUGUUUUCUCAACUUCCUCUUCUCUCUCUUUUGAUGAAAUUUUCCCAGCAAAAUAGCGCCGCCUCUAAAGUUUCAAAAUCACAAUCCCCGCCAAACCAAAUGCUGUUCAAUUUCUCAUUGUUUGUACCCCCAAUCUCCUAUUAGCAUCUGUAUAAUCCCUGUGCAAAUAUAAACGCACCAAAUUCACUAAAUUGCCUACCCAUAACUUGCAAUUAUGCCAACGUACCAUAGUUAAUACUCAUUGAAUCAAACAGAGCUAUGGAGAGUGGAAUGGUAUCAGUGGAUCGUUGGUGUGGUGGAAGCCAAGUUUACUUUCUAACUCACCUUCACGCGGACCAUGUACGUGGACUCACUCCUAAAUGGACACGUGGACCCCUUUACUGCUCCCGCAUCACUGCUAAGCUUUUUCCCAUCAAAUUCCCUGGAUUUGACCUUUCUCUAAUUCGCAUUGUUGAAAUUGGUCACUGGCACUCUGUUUCUCUACUUUCUUCUUCAUCUGGUUCUUCUACAACUGUCUAUUUCAUGGCCAUUGAUGCUCAUCAUUGCCCUGGAGCAGUAAUGUAUCUGUUUCGUGGUGAAUUUGGCUGCACACUGUAUACUGGGGAUUUUCGUUGGGAGAGCACAAGUGAGAGAGCACAAACUGGAAAGACCAUGCUGCUUAAAGCUAUGGAGGAUGUAAAGCUUGACAUGCUUUUCUUGGAUAAUACUUACUGUAACCCUACCUACUGUUUUCCUUCACGUGAAGUUGCUGCAAAACAGAUUUUAAGCAUCAUAUCCUCUCAUCCUAAUCAUGAUAUUAUCAUUGCUGUUGAUACACUUGGGAAAGAAAAUCUUCUGCUGUACAUAUCACGUGUCCUGAAAACAAAGAUUUGGGUGUGGCCAGAACGCUUACAAAUUAUGCAUCUUAUUGGGUUCCAUGACAUCUUUACGACAAAAACUUCAGUGACAAGGAUUCGUGCUGUUCCUCGUUACAGUUUUAACAUUGAGACUCUGGAGGGACUGAAUACAAUGCGUCCGACCAUAGGGAUCAUGCCAUCUGGUCUCCCUUGGGCGCCAAAAGCUUUCAGAGGAAAGGAAAAACUUUCCUUGGAAUCUCCUCCUUUGCUCCUUCAUAACAGGUGGCACACAAAUAUUACUACACCAAAUGGAGAUCCGUUAACUGCAGGGAGAUGUGAUCAGUACAUAUAUACAGUUGCUUAUUCUGAUCACUCUUGCUUUCCGGAGUUACAAAAAUUUGUUGAGUUUCUCAAGCCAAUUAAUAUCAAAGGCAUUGUAUCUUCAACUGCUUCUUAUGUUGACCCCCUUUACCACUUUGGAAGCCUUUGUCGAAUCCAACAAGCAUCAGAGCUCUCAUGCCAGAGGCUCAAAAGUAAAAGAUACGAAAAAAUUGGAGUCACUGACACAAAGUCUCCCUUUGGAUGCACCAGUACAAUGCAAUUAGGGAGGAAAAGGAGAAAAAGACAAAUUUCUGGUGCAGGUAUUCAUGUUAGUAGGGUGAGGUUGUUGAGAAGAGAGAGAAAAGGAGUAAAGAUUGUUGACACAGAUCCUGAUUAACCUACUAGAUGGCUUUCACUAGCUAUUUUCAAAUGCACAGGUUCUGAAUUCAUUCCAUUGUGUGUAAUGAAGUUGAACUUGCUUCCAGUGAGUCAGUAGGAGCAGAAAAGGGAGCUUAGUUUAGAUUGUAACUUGUAUGUCUCUAGAUCAUCUAUUAAAAUUGAAGAGGUGGCGAGUUCAGUUUCCUACUUGGUCUCCACAUGGCUCAUAUUACUUUGUGUAGAACUUUUCUCAAAGAUUGUGGACACGUGAAUAUCUUAAUAUUUUAAAUUACACUCUUAACAGGAAGUAGAUUCUUUUGUACAAAUGCAACACCCUUAGAAGAUUUAAGAUCAAAUUAUACUCUGACCAGUUCUGUUACAAACAUUUAGUUUGGUAGACAAGAUCAGAUUGCAUAAUUUGCUACUGUUGUCUAGAGUUCCUGUGGAAGAAUGUCUACAAUCACUCAAAGGUAUUGUUACUUAAAAUAUCCUGUAAUUUACUUGCUUCAGAUAGUUUUUUGUGAUAGGUUGCUUCAAGGAUAAUUCACACAUCUGAAUGUGACUUUCUAUUUCUUUUUGAUAAUUUAUGCAUAUAAUCAGCAACUCCUUUUUCAGCGAAGGAAUAUCGAUUAAAUGUUUGGCACUCUUUAUCCAUUGAGGAAAUAGCUCCUUUGGUUCUUGACUGGUAACACUGGCGAUGGUCCUCUUCUCUAGAGAGAUCAAUACGAUUCCAUGGGUCCAUAGUCUCAUAUAUGAAAUGUAGGUUAGACCGCUAAAGAAACUAUAUAUUUGCUGGAUGAUAUAAUGCGGCAUCCCUCCCCCCCCCCCCCCCCCCCCCUCUCUCUCUCUCUCUCUUGCUGUAUGUUUCUGACUCUCUUGCAGUGAAGUUCCAAACCUCCAAGAAACGCUAGCCGAUCAUUCCAGUUAAUGGUGUAUCCAAUGGCCACGGCCACCCAGUAUGGUUCCAGACUCUCCACCAGAAAGACAGAAGGAUUAAGGGUGAAAAUGUCAAUUGAAGA